AGUCUCCCAAUAUUAAAAAAAAAAAAAAAAAAAAAAAUUCCUUGAUAGUGUGAGACGGUUAGGGCAGGGGAACUUCACUCUCGCUCUCCACUCUCUCAGCAGCCACCAACUCUUGAAUCUUGCACCAUUUCUAACGAUGUGUUACGGUCAUCAACGCUCCUUAUCUCCUGACGACUUAAUCCCCUCGCGAAACCCCCGAUCCCAAAACGACAACACAUCUGUCGUAGAAGAUCUACGGGGCCGCCUUGCCGAGACCGAGGCUCGCCUUGAACGGGCCAGGGCUCGAGAAGCCGAGCUCAGUCGCCGACUUGAGGAAAUGAAGCGAUUCGUCUCCGUUAUGGAGAUCCUCGAGAACUACCUCAAGCGAAGGUAUCAAGAGCAGCAAGAUAACGUCGCUAGCCUUUUCUCUUCUCUACCUGCUAAAUAGCUUUUAAUUCUCGGUGAUUUUAGCGUUUACCCCUUCUUGUUUAUAGUUUUUUCUUUCUUUUUCAUUUGAGUGAAAUCUGAGUUUUUUUUCUCCCGUUAAUUGUGUUGUGAUUUUGUGUUGUUUGAUAGUUAUGUGAAAAUUAUUACUAUCAAUUAUAAAAGCACACAGAUUUAGAAGGGUU
Hevea brasiliensis (rubber tree) is the source of this 608-nucleotide messenger RNA. RefSeq names its product protein SKIP34. Lineage: Eukaryota; Viridiplantae; Streptophyta; Magnoliopsida; Malpighiales; Euphorbiaceae. The record is from RefSeq and is a predicted model, not a curated record. The transcript has a single exon. Bases 137 to 427 code for a protein of 96 amino acids.